Molecule: messenger RNA, 2672 nt
Organism: Helicoverpa armigera (cotton bollworm)
Lineage: Eukaryota; Metazoa; Arthropoda; Insecta; Lepidoptera; Noctuidae
Gene: Pect
Product: ethanolamine-phosphate cytidylyltransferase
Exons: 8
Coding region: 143-1282 (379 amino acids)
Biological process (GO): phosphatidylethanolamine biosynthetic process
Cellular component (GO): cytoplasm
Molecular function (GO): ethanolamine-phosphate cytidylyltransferase activity
Source: RefSeq, a predicted model, not a curated record
UGAGUUGUUUCGUGAACCUUUCGAGGGGCGGAGGCGCUGUGCGUUGAGCGAACUGUUUCGUUUUAAUUCAAUUACCAAAAAAUAUUACUAUAAAAGUAUUAGUUUUCUGUGUGUGAUUUAAAUAAAAUCAGGCUCUAUAAAGAUGAGUGAAAAUAACGAAAACAAAAAAGAAAUUCGUGUGUGGUGCGAUGGGUGUUAUGAUAUGGUGCAUUUCGGGCACGCAAAUUCGCUGAGGCAGGCUAAAGCUCUGGGCGAUGUUCUGAUUGUGGGAGUGCACACAGAUGAAGAGAUCUCGAAGCACAAGGGUCCCCCAGUGUUCACACAAGAGGAGCGCUACAAAAUGGUGCGUGCCAUCAAGUGGGUUGACCAGGUGGUGGAGGGUGCUCCCUAUGUGACCACACUUGAGACUCUGGACAAGUAUCAGUGUGAUUUUUGUGUGCAUGGAGAUGAUAUAACAGUGACUGCAGAUGGAAUAGAUACGUAUCACUUAGUGAAAAAAGCCGGCCGUUAUAGGGAAGUGCAGAGGACGGCUGGCGUGUCUACCACAGACCUAGUUGGGCGCAUGCUACUUCUUACGAGAGAACAUUUCAAGAGAGGUGACAAAGAGUACUCCGUAGCAUUGGAGCACUCAUCUAACCUGGGGACUGACUCAACGGCCCGGUCUCCUUACACUGGCUGCUCACAAUUCUUGCCCACCACGCAGAAGAUCAUACAGUUCAGCAGUGGAUUGUCGCCGAAACCCACCGAUAAGGUUGUUUACGUAGCUGGCGCCUUCGAUCUCUUCCACGUUGGCCACCUGGACUUCUUAGAGGCUGCACAUGCACAAGGCGACUUCCUCAUUGUAGGCCUGCAUACUGAUCUCGAAGUGAACCGCUACAAGGGGUCUAACUACCCAAUCAUGAACUUACAUGAACGGGUGCUGUCAGUACUUGCCUGUAAGUAUGUUCAUGAAGUUGUGAUCGGAGCACCGUACAGCGUGACAGCUGAUCUCAUGGACCACUUCCGCGUGAAGGUGGUGUGUCACGGACUGACCACGAUAGCGACUGAUUCAGAUGGCUCCGAUCCUUACAAAGUGCCUAAACAGCGCGGCUGCUUUAAGAUAAUAAAUUCUGGCAACACCAUGACAACAGAAGACAUCGUGCAACGAAUAAUACGCCAUCGUCUUGAAUUUGAGGUCCGCAACACACGGAAAGAGCAAAAAGAGCUGGCCAUAUCGAAAGCUUUGAAAAAAGAUCAGCAUGUUAAACAAAACGGCAAUUGUGAAAUUGCCAACACUAGCUAAAGAUGAGAGCUGUGAAGUUUACUCUAUUUACCAAAUAUAUUUGUGUUAGUUUGUGCUAUUUAGGUGUAGAUUCGAGAAUAAACCAGUUCACUAUUGUUAGUGCGAAGUCCCCACUGUCUCAAAGGACAAUCAUUGUUGAUGACAUUUAGUUCAUCUAUUUAGGAAAUAUUUUUCUCUGGUUCCGCAGUAGGACCGAUUAGGAAUUAUAAUUUAAUAAUUUAUUUCCAUAUUCGAUUUGAUGUGAUGAUUCUAAUAUUUUAUUUAUUCUGUAUUGCUUAUUCUUCAAAUACUUAUAAUCAAUUGAAACAUGAUUUUUUUCACUAACUCUAUUAAACAAUUUAUUUUUAGCCAUUAUUACUCUGUAAAUACUUUUUAUGGGUCAGUUAAUAGUUUUAAUGAAAUUCCAGUGUUUGCCCGCCUAUUAAUUACAACAUACUUAUACUAUAAUGAAUUAGUUUUUAAAAUAGGUUGUAUCAAACAUAGCAAAUAUUUGAUUGUAUUUAUGUUUUCGCCGAGUUAAUUUUAAAAUAAAUUAUUAUUUGCUACAGCAAAGGCUAGCACAUCAGAUGCUGUUAAUUACAAUUAUUUCUAAGUUGCAGUGAACUAAUAUCAAACGUUAACUUAAAUUCGAUGUUUCGGUAGUCGAGCAUGAAUUACAUAUUAAUUAUCAAUUAUAAUAGUUAGGUAUAAAAUUGUAAUCUUGGACUCAUAUUUCCAUACAGCUUGGCAAACAUAGUUGAGGAAUUGAAUUUUCUGUCUGAAAAAAUAUUUUAUGUAGAAAUGUUCCUGCAAAGGUUUAGAAAAGGCUUAUUAUUUUAGUAAUAUUAAAAAAACAACAGGUUAUUUUAUUACAAUCUUUGGAAGAAAAUACAUACGUAGUACAGUAAGGUUAGCAAAAUAAUAAAAUAGCCCGUAAAAUUACUGUCGUUUUGCCUAGUUGUAAAUUAAUUGCAUUUGUUUAUGGUCCAACUGUCUUUAAAUGUAAAUCGAUUUUAAUAUUUAUUACGAAAUAUUACAAUGCGCAGUAUACAGUCGGUACAUUUAUUAUGAUUUAUUUAUUAAUGUUAUGAAUCAAUAUUGUGGCAUCGUUCAGAGGUGUAUUUACAAUUUAUUGUUAUUUCCUAAGUUAGAAAAUUAAUUAUAAUUUGACGUUAUGUACAAAUUGUUUUUGUUGAUAUGUUUUAUUUCUGUUACGAAAUCUAAUCUAAUUUACGUCAUUAGACGCGAGUUUUAAUAGCUCUCUUAAUGUUUUUUUUUUUUGAGAAUACAAGGUUAAAUGAAAUUGGCGCAAUAAUUAAGUAGACUUAAAUCUACAAUCUGUAUCGAUAAUAAAUAAUGUUUACGAGAAUAAAACACGUUCUAUUUCAAUAAAGUUGUAUGAAGAUAAAAA